GUCAAUAGCCCGGUCGAGAGAUUCUGUUGAUGAUGUGAAAUUGUGAUGGAUAAAAGAGAAGAAAAUAGCAAUUCCGUAAGGUUAGGGUUACAAUAAUCACAAAACUAACAAACGACAGCUUACUUUAUGCAAUGGAGAAACCCGGGAAUCUCUAAAUUCCAUGCUAUUGUUGGAUAUGCCAAAAGGCACUCAAACCUUAAUAACCCUUUUGGUUCAUUGGCACUCAUACGAUGCAAUCUCCACGCCCUAAAUUGGCAGGCUUAUCGAGCCAGUCACACUUAAGCGCAUCAGCCAAUUACAGUAAUUACGGCACCCUUGGCGAUGAUAAUUGCCUGGAGAGCUUCCCUCGAGAUGACCGUAUUCUGAUGAAUGGGAUCCUCGACUUUGAUAACUGUGAUUCAUCCCCGGAGGAAGUCGCAGGUUUUGAAAUAUGGCCGUUGCUUCUCGUUACCGCUUUGCUUAUCGGUGUAAUGGGAUAUGUUAUUGCGGUUACUGAUCCUUUACUCUUUGAUCUCAAAGACGGAUACUGCCACAAGAAUAUACUGUUAAACCGUCAAAGAUGCUGCGCCGACAGUUCGGAAUGUCAGUCGUGGCUGCAAUGGUCUGACGUUUUUCGAAUAUCUGGCUCUCGUGGUCACACCUUGUUGAAUUGGGGGCUUUGGGCAUUGCUUGGCACUAUGCUGGCAAUUACUUCGGCCAUCGUCACUUUGUCACGGCGUUAUGAGAAUACCGGUAUCGAAACAAAACCUGCAAUACUCUAUCCUGUCGCUGGCAGUGGUGUGGCAGAACUAAAAGUUCGUUCCCAAGGUCUUCGACUACGGGGUUACUUUGAUUUCUCUACUAUCAUAUGCAAGAUAAUCGGAAUCAUAUUGAGUGCUUCUUCCGGUCUCUGCCUGGGAAAGGAGGGCCCCUAUGUACACAUUGCAGCUGGUAUUGGGGCUGUCGUUGGCGAGCUAUUCAACACGAGCCGCUCGCAGCGCGAACUGUUGUACAAAGCAGGUGCAGCAGCGGGCUUAUCUGUUGCAUUUGGUGCACCUAUUUCGGGUACAAUAUUCGUCAUUGAAGAACUAUCGCCUUUCGGAUUUACACCAAGACAGUUGAUCCCCACCCUCUUUUGUUGCGUAACGGCAACGACCUUUCUGAAGUAUUUGAACCCAUAUGGCACGAAAACUAUCGUCAUGUUUCACGUCCACAGCAUGAUUGAGUGGAAAACAUUUGAAAUACCAGUUUAUACAGGCAUCGGUCUGGGUGGAGGUGUGCUGGGCGGUUUAUUCGUUAAGGCUGCUCGUUCCCGACUUCUGAUUAUCCGAAAAGUCUCCAUUUUGGCCCGGAAUCCGGUUUUCGAAACAGCCCUUCUAGCCGUGCUCACUGGCAUGCUAACCUUCUCGAAUAGAUAUACCAAAUUGAGCGUUGCAGAAACGUUGGCAAAACUAACAACUCCGUGUCAACAGUUUCACACGAAUCAGCUUCUCCAUGAUAAUUGUCCUUCAUUGGAUGAGAUUCCAUCACACAUGCGUUCCUUGAUAAUAGCCUUCCUCAUUAAAGCUCUUCUUACCGUGCUCACAUUUGGGCUCAAAGUUCCUGCUGGAAUAUAUGUUCCUACGAUGGUUCUCGGGGCCCUUUUUGGAAAGACCAUUGGGCACGCAUUUCAAGUAUUUGUGGAUACUUUUUCCUCAAGAGGAUUUCCAAUCCUCGCCGCAGAAUGUGCUGCAGCUGCCGGAAGUCUUGACUCAUCGUGUAUCAGCCCAGGUACCUAUGCAUUGAUUGGCGCUGGGUCUGUUAUGUGCGGUGUCACUCGGCUUCCAUUUACAUUGAUCAUGGUUCUUGUUGAGAUUACUGGGAGGUUGGAUUAUUUGAGUCCUUUUGUGCUGGUAGUUUUUCUAUCAAACUGGUCGGCGCAGCUGGUAGAGAAGGAUAGCAUCUAUGAUGUCGUCGCAUCGGUAAACGGAUAUCCCUUGCUAGAACAAAAGAUUAGAUAAGGACGUCGUCGUCUGGUUCCGGCUCUUUUCCCUUAUAGAAUGUUGC
This is a messenger RNA of Talaromyces proteolyticus, 2025 nucleotides long. RefSeq names its product putative chloride channel protein 3, 4. Gene Ontology annotation, cellular component: Golgi apparatus; membrane; early endosome. Gene Ontology annotation, molecular function: voltage-gated chloride channel activity. Lineage: Eukaryota; Fungi; Ascomycota; Eurotiomycetes; Eurotiales; Trichocomaceae. The record is from RefSeq and is a predicted model, not a curated record. Bases 231 to 1979 code for a protein of 582 amino acids. Gene Ontology annotation, biological process: transmembrane transport; chloride transport. The transcript has 8 exons.